GAUUAACACGUGCGCUUUAGUUUGUCCGCCAUAGCCAGCUCUAGCUACUGAGGCGAGCGAGUUUUAGGAGGAGCCCCUCGGUGGAGGAUCCUAGCAUGAAAUGUCUAGCAUGGUCGAUUUCCUGGGGAUCGAGGAGAAGGUGUCCACCAGCGUCAGCGCCGAGAGGUUGAAGAAGCUGGAGGAGCUCACGGACGAGGACGUGAUGCAGCUCACUCGGGAGGAUUGCCGGCGCUACCUCAAGGAGAAGGGAAUGCGUCGUCCGUCUUGGAACAAGGCCCAGGCCGUGCAGCAACUUCUCUCGCUCAAGAGCCUGUGCGAUCCUUCCCCGGCUUCCAGUGGAGCCGCCAAGAGGAGCCCAUCUCCGCCGCUCGACGAGGCUCCAGCGAAGAAACCCAUGGCAAUGACAAGCAUCGAUCUCAAGGCUGCCGCUGCUGUGGACGCCGCCAAUCUUACGAUGUUUUAUGAUGGAGCAGUGUCCGUGUUUGACGACGUUUCGCCAGACAAGGCUUAUGCGAUCAUGCUCCUGGCCGGGAAUGUGAAGUCGUGGCCUUCGAUCAACGUUGCUGCUAACACCAACAAAGUUGUGAUCUCUUCUUAUGAGUUGCCACAGGCGCGAAAGGCAUCACUCCAGCGUUUUCUUCAGAGACGCCGUGAGAAAACUGCGAAAGAGGCAGCAUCCAAAGGGAACUCUAAUAAGUCGCCUUGUCAUGGCGAGAGCUCGGGGAAGCACGCAUCGGAUGCUACUGAUCCAGCCACUUCUCCCUUGCUCACGGAGGUCUCUUCCUAGCUACACCUCCACGAUACGUCUAUGCCUUGGAUGAACUUCCUGUCUUUGAUUCUAUUCUAAGCUGACCUUUGCGAUUGUCAUCGAA
This is a messenger RNA of Selaginella moellendorffii, 872 nucleotides long. RefSeq names its product protein TIFY 4A. Gene Ontology annotation, biological process: regulation of jasmonic acid mediated signaling pathway; response to wounding; regulation of defense response. Lineage: Eukaryota; Viridiplantae; Streptophyta; Lycopodiopsida; Selaginellales; Selaginellaceae. The transcript is spliced from 6 exons. The coding region runs from base 101 to 787 and encodes 228 amino acids. The record is from RefSeq and is a predicted model, not a curated record. Gene Ontology annotation, cellular component: nucleus.